AACAGGCCACCUUCCAUCCCCAUUCUUAUACCGACUUAUACCGUGUCCACUUCGUCUGUCGUUUACCACCAUCGUAGCUCAUAUCUGAGCAUCACCGCGACAUGACCUUCCCAGAUACUGCAGAUGCAGACCCGGACCCGACGACGCAGAUAGCAUGGCCGUCGCGGAACGGCAAGCGCGCUCGCAUGCAGUCCGCUCAGGGUGAGCCUUCUGAGGAAGAGACGUCUAAUGCGAAUGGAUCGGGGCAGCCGAAUGGAAAGAAGAGGCUUUCGGACAGCCCCGAUGAGGAGCUGUCGGGACGGAGGAUGUCUACUCUUGAUCUCAUUAACUUGAGUAUAGCCAUGGCUGGAUCCCAGGUUGCUUGGACGGUCGAACUUGGAUAUGGGACUCCGUUCCUGCUAUCUCUCGGGCUGUCAGAGACACUGACCAGCUUGGUGUGGCUUGCCGGACCGAUCAGCGGUUUGAUUGCGCAACCUGUUAUAGGUGCGAUAUCUGAUGCAUCAAUAUCCAAGUAUCGCCGGAGAUACUGGAUCGUGCUCUCCACCAUUGUCCUUGUCAUCUCCACCGUUACAUUGGCGUAUUGCCAGAGUAUAGCAGCAUUCCUGGUUGACAUUGUCGGCGGAGGAGCAGGCAGCUGGGAUCCAAAGUGGACACAGUCCGUUCAGAACACUGCAAUCGGCUUGGCUAUUGUCUCCUUCUACCUCCUUGACUUUGCUCUGAAUGCACUUCAAGCAUCCCUGAGAAAUCUGCUGCUCGAUGUAACUCCUCCGGAACAGCUAAAUGCAGGCAACGCCUGGCACAGCAAGAUGAUCAAUGCCGGUAACAUCGUGGGCUACGGCUUCGGCUUCCUUCCGCUCGCGAACAUGCCCGUUUUACGUCUGCUCGGCGGCGAUCAGUUCCGCAAGUUCUGCGUCGUCAGCAUGACCAUACUGGUCAUCACGGUCUGGAUUACGUGCCUCACGCAGGUAGAAAAGGAGAGGGAGCAAAGGCGAUUCGAGAAGGGCAACACAUUGCGAGACAUUCUGGACAACAUCUACACUGCUAUCAUUCACCUGCCCAAACCCAUCAGGCGGGUUUGCUACGUUCAAGUGUUUGCGUUCAUGGGGUGGUUUCCUUUCCUCUUCUAUGCGACUACGUAUAUUGGUCAAGUCAUGGCAUACGAGCUCCAACGAGACCCGGACAACGACGACGCGACUCGAAUGGGAGAAUUUGCGAUGUUGAUCUAUAGCAUCGUCGCCGUCAUUGCAGGUGCAACGCUCCCGAGUCUGACCCGCCGCGACACCCGCCUGCUCGCGCACGAAGGCGACGAAGACGAAGACGCGGAACUCUCGAGACUGCGCGAUACAGUGCGUUUCUGGCGUGCUGAGGCUGCGCGUCGGGGAAGGCCGCUCAGGUUGCCUCUAAUGCCGUUCUUUCUGAGGAACAUCUGGACGGGCGCCAUGAUCCUCUUUGCGCUGAUCACGUUCUCGACCUUCUUCAUCACGAAAGUGUGGCAGGCCGUGAUUGCGGUCAGCUUGGUGGGGAUUUGCUGGGCGGUGGCGUGUUGGGUGCCCUUCGCGAUCAUCAUGGAGUUCCUGAAGGAGCGCGAACAUGAACACGCCGUUGACGGAGCUGCAUUAGCCAGAGAAUGGGCUCGGCGCCCUUCGCACAAUCGCAGGAUGUCGACGCCUGCGGAACGCCGUAGGAGCGAUGUUCAACAUGAACAUGCACCACUGCUCCAACGUCGUCGCUCUUUCGAUCCGAACAAUACCGAGGCGAUAGCUGAUGGGGCCGAACUUGUCGCAGGAGGAACGAUUUUGGGUAUCCACAACCUCGCUAUUGUCAUCCCGCAGUUCGUCAUCGCGUUGGUGUCGAGUGCGAUUUUCCAUAUCGUCGAUGCGGAUGUGGAUAACGACCCGGCACAUCAUACGACGUACUAUGGCAAGAAUGGUGUCGCGUGGGUACUGCGGUUUGGCGGGUUCUGUGCAUUAUGUGGUGCCGCCUUCGCUCGACGAGUCCCGCCAACCCGGACAGAGAAGGAGAUGCGAAGACGACUCGCUGAGCUCAGAGUCUUGCAGGAGGAAGGCGGGCCGUAAGCUCACAUGGACGGACCUGUCAGCAGGCGUGUACAACUUCUGGCUUUGUAUGUAUGCAUAUCGUUACAUUGGUGUGUUUGUUUGUAUUCAAUAAUGAA
Molecule: messenger RNA, 2173 nt
Organism: Laetiporus sulphureus 93-53
Lineage: Eukaryota; Fungi; Basidiomycota; Agaricomycetes; Polyporales; Laetiporaceae
Product: MFS general substrate transporter
Exons: 13
Coding region: 102-2075 (657 amino acids)
Cellular component (GO): membrane
Molecular function (GO): sucrose:proton symporter activity
Source: RefSeq, a predicted model, not a curated record